AUGGCGGCCUCAAUCGCAGCUCCGAAGCGACCGUUCUUAACGCUGCCAUUCCUGCUUCCCUCUUGGACAGACUCCCUCUCCCUCGGUGCCAAACGUCAUCAGUCAUCAUACCGUCGUACCAAGCAACGGCUACGUGUCAAGCCGGAUGCGUCUUUUGGACCGUCCCAGCAAGGCCGUGACCAGAUCAUCUACAACCCGCCCUCCAGUGCUCCUUCGGUUUAUCACACACCGAGCAAAUUCCUACCUAUCAAUGAUGUUCGCCGUGCCAUGCGCGCCGAUACCCCAUCCGGCCCUAAUGUCAACGAACUUCCGAGUGUGCACAAGACCGAAGCGGAGAGGAAAUACCACUUAACGCCCGCCGAUAUUGAAGAAAUCCGGAAGCUCCGACUGAACGACCCAAUGACCUGGAGCCGGCAUAAGCUGGCUAAGCGAUUCGAGUGUUCGCCGAUCUUUAUUGCCAUGGUCUGUGAAGCUAGCCCCGAAAAGAAGCAGAUCCAGAAACAGGUGUUGGAGGCCGUGCAAUCACGGUGGGGACCGAAGCGACGGAUGGCCAGGGAAGACCGGAAGUUGCGCCGGGAGGCCUGGGGACGCGACGAGUAA
Molecule: messenger RNA, 600 nt
Organism: Penicillium argentinense
Lineage: Eukaryota; Fungi; Ascomycota; Eurotiomycetes; Eurotiales; Aspergillaceae
Product: mitochondrial 54S ribosomal protein mL58
Exons: 1
Coding region: 1-600 (199 amino acids)
Cellular component (GO): mitochondrial large ribosomal subunit
Molecular function (GO): structural constituent of ribosome
Source: RefSeq, a predicted model, not a curated record